Drosophila miranda is the source of this 981-nucleotide messenger RNA. RefSeq names its product odorant receptor 45a. NCBI's taxonomy places the organism in Eukaryota, Metazoa, Arthropoda, Insecta, Diptera, Drosophilidae. Gene Ontology annotation, cellular component: plasma membrane. Gene Ontology annotation, biological process: sensory perception of smell; detection of chemical stimulus involved in sensory perception of smell. Gene Ontology annotation, molecular function: olfactory receptor activity; odorant binding. The record is from RefSeq and is a predicted model, not a curated record.
AUGGAUGACAGCUACUUCUCGAUACAGCGGCGUGCCCUGGAAAUCGUCGGGUUCGACCCCAGCACACAGCGCCUGCACAUGAGACGGCCCCUGUGGGCUGGGCUCCUCAUCCUGUCCCUGGUCUCGCACAACCGGCCGAUGGUCGUCUAUGGCCUGCAGGAUCUCAGCGAUCUUACCUGGCUCACCGACAACCUGGCCGUGUUCAUGCAGGGAUCCCUCUGUACCCUCAAGUUCCUGGCCUUCAUCGUGAAGCGGCGCCGCAUCGGCGCCAUGGUACAUCGCCUGCACGGGCUCAACCGGGAGGCAUGUGCCAUUCCCCUGCAGCGGGAGAAUAUCCUCCGGGAGAACCGAUUGGACAUGUAUGUAUCGAGAGCGUUCAGGAAUGCCGCGAUGAGUGUUGCCUCUAUGAUAGCCCCCAUGCUGAACGGCCUGAUUGCCUACCUAACUGAGGGCGUCUUCCGGCCGACCACGCCCAUGGAGUUCAACUUCUGGCUGGACGAGCCGCAGGCCCGCUUCUAUUGGCCCAUCUACGCGUGGGGCGUGCUGGGCGUGGCAGCCGCCGUUUGGCUGGCCAUAGUAGCCGAUACGCUCUUCUCCUGGCUGGUGCACAACGUGGUGGCGCAGUUCCACUACCUGCAGCUCUGCAUGCUGGCGUUCCGCUUCACCCGCAGCGGCUGGAGCUCCCAGGUGCGCUUCCGCGCUACCUUCCUGGUGACGGUGUUCAUCCAGCUGAGCUCCUACUGCUACGGCGGGGAGUACCUCAAGCAGCAGAGCUCCGGCGUGGCCCUGGCCGUCUACUCCGGCUGCGACUGGUCGCAGACGCCCCCGGCCAGGCGUCGCCUCUGGCAGUUGAUGAUCAUGCGGGCCCAAAGGCCAGCCAAAGUGUUUGGCUACAUGUUCGAUGUGGAUCUGCCGCUGCUCCUCUGGGUAACAAGGACGACGGGCUCGUUUCUGGCCCUGCUGCGGACAUUCGAGCGAUAA